AUAAUAAUUGUUAUGGAUUUGCUUAUAUAUAUAGUUUCAAGUCUUUUAUCUAACUCCAUUAUAACACACAAACACAAGUCAACUUUGCAUUAUAACUCCAUUUGCCCUCCUGGUUCAUCUUGUUCUCUACCAUGGCUGAUUCAAAAUCUGGUGACACGGAAGUAGCGCAUCGCUCUAGCGAUCCAAGCGAAAAGCGUGGUGGCUGGAUCACUUUACCGUUCAUGCUAGUUACAUUAUUAGGCAUGUCCAUAACUUCUUUCGGAUGGGGAAUGAACUUGAUCGUCUUCUUGAUCGAGGAAUUCCACAUCAAGAACAUCGCUGCUGCUCAGAUUUCAAAUGUUGUCAAUGGAGUUGUCAACAUGUUACCUGUUGUUGCAGCCAUCCUAGCUGAUUCCUUUUUUGGGAACAUUCCCGUCAUCUCCACCUCCACUUUCAUUUCUCUGGCUGGAACCUCUCUCUUGACCUUAAUCACAUCUUUGAACUACUUGAUGCCUAGACCGUGUGAAACGGGGUCAAUUCUAUGCCAGUCGCCAUCAAAACUACAGCUUGGGAUCUUGUAUGUAGCCUUAGCUCUAGUGAUCAUUGGAUCAGCUGGGACGCGGUUCACCUUGGCAGCCGCGGGUGCGAACCAAUAUAAGAAGCCUAAAGAACAAGGAAGAUUCUUCAACUGGUUCUUCCUUGCACUGUAUAUUGGAGCUAUUACUGGCACGACAGCGAUUGUAUAUACACAAGACAAUGCUAGCUGGAAACUUGGGUUCGGUCUAUGUGCCGUUGCUAACUUGAUCAGUUUCAUCGUUUUCAUCGCCGGGGUUAGAUUCUACAAGCAUGACAAACCCUUGGGAAGUCCUUAUACAAGCCUGAUCCGUGUUUUAGUUGCUGCUACAAUGAAAAGAAAGGCAGUGAUUUCAUCAAAAGACGAAGACUAUCAUCAAUAUGGUCUCGGGAAAGAGGCCAAGACUUAUACUACAAUGCCCUCCAAGAGCUUUAGGUUCUUGAACCGUGCAGCAUUAAAGAACAAAGAAGAUUUAAACACGAGUGGUGACUCAAGUAAUAACAUGUGGAGGCUAUGCUCUGUUCAGGAAGUAGAAGACUUCAAAGCCAUUCUCCGACUUGUACCUCUCUGGGCAGCCGUCAUGUUCCUCAGCACUCCCGUGGCAGUACAAAUGAGCAUGACGGUUCUCCAAGCUUUGGUCAUGGACCGCAAACUUAGCCCGCACUUCGAAGUCUCUGCCGGGUCUCUACAAGUCAUAGUACUCGUCUUUGGUUGUGUCUUUAUCAUGCUCAACAACUGGAUCAUCUAUCCCAUGUACCAAAAGCUAAUCGGCAAACCACUGACACCACUUCAACAAGUUGGGAUCGGUCACGUUUUCACCAUCCUAAGCAUGGCGAUAUCAGCUGUUGUGGAAGCAAAGAGACUGAAAACAGUUGAAAAUGGAGGCCAUCCCAUGUCAGUGCUAUGGCUAGUUCCUGCUCUUGUGAUGGUUGGAAUAGGCGAGGCGUUUCAUUUUCCCGCGAAUGUUGCAGUAUUCUAUGGAGAAUUCCCUGAGUCUCUGAAGAACACCGCAACUUCAUUGACCUCAGUGGUGAUUGGAAUCUCUUUCUAUCUGAGCACAGCUGUUAUCGACGUGAUCCAAAGAACCACCUCGUGGUUACCAAAUGACAUAAACCAUGGAAGAGUUGACAAUGUUUACUGGGUUGUAGUCAUAGGAGGAGUCUUGAAUCUCGGCUAUUUCCUUGUCUGCUCUUGGUUUUACAAAUACAGAAACCUCAAGGAUGAUGAUCAUGAACAAGAUCCUAAAGAUGUUAAAACCUAGGACACAACAUGUUGUUUUCCUAGUUUUCUUUGCAUUGUAGUAGUCUUGAUAAUCAACCUAAGACACAACAUGUUCUUGUAAAAAUUACAAUGAAAAUAAUGAAGGAACCAGUUUCAUGACUUCCACAGAUCUUUCGGUUUGUGAAACUUCACCAA
Molecule: messenger RNA, 1969 nt
Organism: Arabidopsis thaliana (thale cress)
Lineage: Eukaryota; Viridiplantae; Streptophyta; Magnoliopsida; Brassicales; Brassicaceae
Product: Major facilitator superfamily protein
Exons: 4
Coding region: 132-1814 (560 amino acids)
Biological process (GO): transmembrane transport; chloride transmembrane transport; oligopeptide transport
Cellular component (GO): membrane
Molecular function (GO): transmembrane transporter activity
Source: RefSeq, marked reviewed